UGCUGGUCUCACUGCCUGACGUCACCUCUCCACACACUUGAGGGUUUAUCUACAAUGGCGGCAGUUACAGACGUCCAAGUGGCUGGCGCAGUGGACCUGGGCGCCCUUCUCGACGCGGGGGACGGUGCCGUCGUCACCCUGGUGGCGGGCGAGACGCAGCUCGCGGCCCACCGCGCUGUCCUGGCCGCCAGGAGCCCCGUGUUCCAGGCAAUGUUCCAGCAUGACACGCUGGAGGCCAGCAGCGGAAGGGUCAGCAUUACAGACGUGGAGGCUGAAGUGCUGAGGCAGGUGCUGUCCUACAUCUACACCCUGCAGACCCCCCGGCUAUCCGGCACGGCACAACACCUGUUAGCUGCAGCCGACAAGUACGGCCUGUCAGCGCUGAAGGAUGUCUGUGAGCAGCAGGUGGCAGCUGAGCUGACCACUGAGAACGCAGCGGCCCCAGCUGUGCUGGCAGUGAGGCACUCGUGUCCGAAGCUCACAGCGGCCGCCACCGCCUUCAUAAAGGCCCACGGCUUCCAGGUGUUCUCAACGCAGGGCUGGGCUGACGCGAUGUGCAGCCACCCUCAAGAACUGAUCGAAGUGAGUCGGCUGCUCGCUGAUCCACCAGCGGAAGUCAGCACACCAGCGACUACAGAGGAGGGACCCACCACCAGUGCUCAGACACUGACCACAGCUCCACCAGUCACGUCGUCCCAGCACACCCCUCCACCUGAUGGCGCCGCUGUGUCUCGCUUACGGAGCCUUUCUCGUGACGAGAAAGGCAGCAGGCUUAUCCAGGCAGCUGAGGGCGGCGAAAUGGAAGAGCUGAGGGCUCUCCUAGCAGCGGGGGCAGACGUGGAGUCGAUGGACGGCGACAGGAGGACCGCCCUGCAACGGGCAGCGUUUAAGGGACGCGUGGAAGCGGUGAGGUGUCUACUGGAGAGUGGAGCAGAGGUAAAUACCCGGAAUAUCAGGCACAACACGCCUCUUCACUCAGCCGCAAGUGCUGGCCAUGCGGCUGUGGUGCAGGUGCUUAUGACAGCCUCUGCUGACGCCAACAUCAGAAAUCUAUGGGGAUAUACGCCGCUGCACUGGGCGGCACAAGAAGGUCACUUACAAGCGGCGACUGUGCUGCUGGAGUUUGGAGCCAACGUGAAGGCUAGGGACGAUGAGGGAAAUACACCCCGUCAGCUUGCCAGGAAAAACAACCAUCAGCAACUGGUACAGUUGCUAACAUGAAGCUUCCAGUUCUAUAGUACUACAGAUGUUGUUAUUGUUGUUGUUGUGGUCUUUAGUCCUGAGACUGGUUUGAUACAGCUCUCCAUGCUACUCUAUCCUGUGCAAGCUUCUUCAUCUCCCAGUACCUACCGCAACCUACAUACUUCUGAAUCUGCUUAGUGUAUUCAUCUCUUGGUCACCCUCUACGAUUUUUACCCUCCACGCUGCCCUCCAAUACUAAAUUGGUCGUCCCUUGAUGCCUCAGAAUAUGCCCUACCAGCCGAUCCCUUCUUCUAGUCAAGUUGUGCCACAAACUUCUCUUCUCCCCAAUCCUAUUCAAUACUUCCUGAUUAGUUAUGUGAUCUACCCAUCUAAUCUUCAGCAUUCUUCUGUAGCACCACAUUUCAAAAGCUUAUAUUAUCUUCUUGUCCAAACUAUUUAUUGUCCAUGUUUCACUUCCAUACAUGGGUAAACUGCAUACAAGUACAGAUAUGUAACAACAUAAGCUCCAUAUAUUAUUUUCUCUUUCUUUUAAAAUAAAGAAUAUAAAAAAUUA
Schistocerca gregaria is the source of this 1756-nucleotide messenger RNA. RefSeq lists its product as uncharacterized. Gene Ontology annotation, biological process: regulation of proteolysis; proteasome-mediated ubiquitin-dependent protein catabolic process. The record is from RefSeq and is a predicted model, not a curated record. Gene Ontology annotation, molecular function: ubiquitin protein ligase binding. The coding region runs from base 55 to 1221 and encodes 388 amino acids. The transcript has 4 exons. Gene Ontology annotation, cellular component: cytoplasm. Lineage: Eukaryota; Metazoa; Arthropoda; Insecta; Orthoptera; Acrididae.